Messenger RNA from Purpureocillium takamizusanense, 2110 nucleotides. RefSeq names its product Phospholipase C. The transcript has 4 exons. NCBI's taxonomy places the organism in Eukaryota, Fungi, Ascomycota, Sordariomycetes, Hypocreales, Ophiocordycipitaceae. Bases 44 to 1984 code for a protein of 646 amino acids. The record is from RefSeq and is a predicted model, not a curated record. Gene Ontology annotation, molecular function: hydrolase activity, acting on ester bonds.
CUAGUUGAGACGGAAGUUUGGUCAAGAAACAACAAAAUUCAACAUGUGGUACUCAAUACUGAGUGGCUUCAUCUUGGCCUCGGCUGCCACCGUGCAGGGCGGGUCACUCAAAGACAUAAAACACAUUAUUCUUUUCAUGCAGGAGAACCGCUCUUUUGACCACUACUUUGGCACCAUGCCCGGUACACGCAACUUUGGCGAUCCAAACGUCCGGACCAACGAGGGCGUGCCCGUCUGGAAGCAAAAGAUAAAGACGCCCAAGAAUGGAGUCACUUCCAUGACUCCCUGGCAUAUCAACUACCUUGGUGGUGACUGGCCGGAAGCAACCCAGUGCAUGGGUGGCGGCUCUAACGGCUGGGAGGCCAUGCACGGCGCCUGGAAUAGCGGCAAGGGCGACGGGUGGGCACUAUAUGAUACCGACUAUAGUAUGGGAUACUAUACGCAAAGUGAUGUGCAGACGCAUUGGGACAUCGCUAACGGCUGGACCAUCAUGGACAAUUCGCACCAAAGUAUACUCGGCGUGACGGACCCCAACCGCAUUAUGUGGAUGAGCGGCUCCGUCAAUACGAAAGGCUCGCCCACUAACCCUAAUGGCGAAGAGGGAAAUAUUCUCUCUAACCGGGCCAGCCCCGGGUGCGACCGACCAAAGGUCAAUUGUUUCCCUUUCGUUCACAAGACCGUCCCAGAGCACCUCGAGGAAGCCGGAAUCUCGUGGCGCGUUUGGCAAGACUUCGAUAACUUUGAAGACAACAUGCUUGCCUACUUUAAGCAAUAUCAGGACGCUCCCAAAGGCAACGUGCUUCGCGAUAACGGCAUUUCCUUCCCUGGUCUACAGGCCUUUUAUGACGCAUGCGCGAAUGGCACUCUGCCCCAGGUCAGCUGGAUCGUGGGGCCAGCCGAGCAGUCAGAACACGCCCCAAACAUGCCCAUCGACGGCGCCUGGCUGCAUAAAAACAUCAUAGACGCCGUCAUGCAUAGCCCCAUUUAUAACGAAACGGCCCUCAUUGUUAGCUACGAUGAGCAAGGUGGCUGGGCUGAUCACGUCAUCCCUCCCGUCGCGCCAAGCGAUGCCACCGGUGAAUGGAUUGAAGACCCCUUCAACCCUGCGAACGGUGUUGUUCCGAUCGGCCCCGGCCCUCGUGUCCCUCGCUUCAUUGUGUCCCCCUGGACUCGUGGCGGCCACGUCUUUACUGAGACUGGCGACCACACGUCGGACAUUAUGUUCAUUGAGGCCUGGGCCAAAGCAAAUGGCUACAAAAUGAGCGCAACUGGCAUUACACCGUGGCGCCGCCAGCAUAUGACCGAUAUGGUCAACGCGUUCGACUUCGAGAACCCCGACUACUCACUACCCCACAUCAGCUCCGUUCGUACCCCCGAACCCCGCCCGGACAACAACUGGAGCGGUAACUUGUCACUGGGCUCCUUGUCGGGACCGUGGGUAGGACCGGCCAAAUGCCAGAAAGGUUUUGCUCAUGGAAAUUAUCCCUCCAUCCCUUACGGCGCCAAAAACCUUGAGCAGGACAUGGCUUCGCUCGUCGAGAAUGGCUACAAGCUGGUGCGUGGAGCCAUCACAGAGGGUCGCUUUGUCACCAUCGAGGGCAACGGACUGGCCCUGGCUCGCAACAGCGAGGGCAAGGUCCUUGCCGUCCAGAAGUACGAGAAGCAUGACGAAAUUAAACAACGCUGGAUCCUUCAUAGCUCGGACGGCAAUCGCUUCGGAAACAGCUACUACCUUCAAUCCGCUCUUGAUAUGAUGUAUAUUGCGAGAGGUGGUGGCCUCACCAAAGACCGCAACCAAGCGCAGGAGAUCAUCUUUACGUACUCGGCUUCUGGAUCCGUGUAUACGCUCAGCACGAAAGAGGGAGGUCAUGUCGGCUUCACUAAAACCGAUGGGGGAAACAAGAAGUGCCGUGAUGUUGGCAAGGUAUACUGGAACGGCGAAGCUACGAAGUUUCAGGUUUUUGGCGUAAACUACCGCUCCUGAAGGAAAUUAAGAGCAUAGAAGGCUUCAAAUUAGACAGAUGAGAUAGCGUCAUGACUGACUUACCUCGAACUAGAGUAGCGCUAUUCACAGUCACGCGUUUCUCUAUUUUUAUAUGAAAGACCUGCU